GAGAGAGGCAGGAAAAGUUUUUUCAGAGGAAAAUGCAGGGUUUGUCCUUAACUCUGACGUCAGAUCUUGCUUUAAUAAAACCCCCCCAGGGCUGUGGGAAGAGGCAUAUCUGCUGCUCCUGAUGGGCCAGGCCAGUCUCUCGGCCCAGCUCCCCGGAGAGGCGGCCGGAACCCUGGAGAGGCUGCUUGGUAGAUGCCUUUGCCCCUGACUUCCAGGCAUGAGGUGGUUCCUGCCCUGGACGCUGGCAGCAGUGACAGCAGCAGCCGCGGGCAGCGUCCCGGCCACGCCCCCGGCCUUCUCUCCAGGCUCCACGGCCAUGGCUUUCACCCCAGUGCCACUGGAAGACACAGCUUCACGCCCCCAAUUCUGCAAAUGGCCGUGUGAGUGCCCACCGUCACCCCCUCGCUGCCCGCUGGGGGUCAGCCUCAUCACAGAUGGUUGUGAAUGCUGUAAAAUGUGUGCGCAGCAGCUUGGGGACAACUGCACAGAGGCAGCCAUCUGUGACCCCCACCGGGGCCUCUACUGUGAUUACAGUGGGGACCGCCCGAGGUACGCAAUAGGAGUGUGUGCACAGGUGGUCGGCGUGGGCUGCGUCCUGGACGGGGUGCGCUAUACCAACGGCCAGUCCUUCCAGCCCAACUGCAAGUACAACUGCACAUGCGUGGAUGGCGCGGUGGGCUGCACACCCCUGUGCCUGCGCGCGCGCCCCCCGCGCCUCUGGUGCCAUCGUCCCCGGCGGGUCAGCAUCCCUGGUCGUUGCUGCCAGCAGUGGGUAUGCGACCACGAAGCCAGGAGGCCACGCAAGACAACACAGCGCCACACUGGUGCUCUAGCGGCCACAGGUGAGAUGGAGUCGUGGCACAGGAACUGCCUCACCUACACAAGCCCCUGGAGCCCCUGCUCUACCACCUGCGGCUUGGGGGUCUCUACCCGGAUCUCCAAUGUCAACAGCCGCUGCUGGCCUGAGCAAGAGAGCCGCUUGUGCAGCCUGCGGCCCUGUGACGUGGACAUCCGUCCGCACAUCAAGGAAGGGAAGAAGUGUUUGGCCGUGUACCAGCCAGAGGCACCCAUGAACUUCACCCUCGCCGGCUGCAUCAGCACACGCUCCUACCGGCCGAAGUACUGUGGGGUCUGCACGGACAGCAGGUGCUGCAUCCCCUACAAGUCCAAGACCAUCGAUGUCGCCUUCCAGUGUCCCGAUGGGCCCGGCUUCUCCCGCCAGGUCCUGUGGAUUAAUGCUUGCUUCUGCAACCUGAGUUGUAGGAAUCCCAACGAUAUCUUUGCUGACUUAGAGUCCUACCCUGACUUCUCAGAAAUUGCCAAUUAGGCAGACACAAAACACGGGGCUCGGGGCCUGGCCCAGUGUUUGCAAGCCAGCCAGCCCUCUGAGGCCCACACUUGAGCCCUCUUCACCCACUUCCCACUGACUUCUAACUAUCCUGAUCCAGAUCCUUGGCCCCCUGUCCUGUCUCCAUCUACCCGAAUAUCCCAUGCUGCAUACACACUCCAGAAAAAGUGUCCAUCUCCAAAGAUUCUGGACAAAACCCAAGCCUGUCCAAGUCACCGGAAGUCUUGCCGGAUCUCGCCGGAGUUCCGAGGAACAGCAUCAGCGAGGCACUUAAUAUCACUCAUUUCCGUUCUCGAUCCCGAGCCAUGAGACUCUCUGGGUCUAUUCAGAAGGACAGAUGGGAUGUAGGACCCUGGACCAGUCUAUCAUCUGAGCCCUGCCAAGGGGCACCCUAACAGACAGUUCUGACCAUAGCCCACCCACGGAGCUCUGAUUCCGAAGAUCUGUGCACCCUAAAGUCACCAAAUAUUUGCCAAGUGUUUGGUUGUUUGGUUUUGAAAUUUAAUGGAAAAUUGUGUUCAUUAGCCUAGGUUUUGUGGAGGUUAAGUCUGUCUUCGUCCCUGCCCAGUAAAGGGUAAAAAUUGGAUUCAUUUUGGUCAGAAAUGCAAUUUAAUAACUUUCACUCUUUUUCAUGGGAAAAGUCUCUAGGGUCAGAGCAGGGUCAGCUCAUUUUCAGAAGUGUCGGCCCCUAGCAAUGAAUCUGAUGCUCAUCCGCAGGACAGGGACAGCCGGCCAGCUCGGGCUCGCAUCCACGCCCUCUCUCUGCUGGGGGGCUCGUGGGAGUUGGUAGAGCCCCUAGGAUGGCCCCUGGGGCCCCGGGAAUGGCUUCCGGGAGCAUUUCUGCUCUUGCAGAGCCCUGGGCGACCCCGUCGUUGUCCGGGCCAGCCCAACUUGAAAUAACCGACAUAGUUAUAGGCUGGAUGUGGCUCAAACCAAGAACUGGAGCCAACUCAGCACGAGCCUGGGAAGCCAGAGUCGUCGGGUCACCCCCCUCGGCGCAGGACACCUCUCUUUCUGCCACAGGGACCCCUUCCACAGACUUAGGGUCUGUGGACCCAAACAACCCAGUUCUGGUGUGAAGACAGAGGUAUACCAGUUGUUUAGAAACAGAAAUAUAUUUUAACAGGAAUCAAAAGCCAAAAAGGGGUUGGAGCUAAAACAGAACAGAAAGCUGUUAGGAGUUGAAACGAGGUUAUUAUUUAUGUUAUUAGUAGAAUAUAAAUAUUUACUGUUCUCUUUCUUUUAUUUAGUACCUUUUGGGUCCCAGACCUAGUUCUCAGUGCUCUCUGUGCAUUAGUUCCUGGAGAAGCUUUGCAAUGCUGAAAAGUGCCCAGUAUUAUUUCUAUUCUCACAAAUGUGAAAUGGAAGCCCAGAGAGGUAUGGAGCCUUGACCAAAGUCGCCUGGCUGGUGAGAGAGGGAGCGGGGAUUCUAAUCCAACUCGAAAUGACUUUCUAAGCCACGUCGCUGUCGCUGCGUGUACAGCUUCCAGACGUGUCGAGCGGGAAAGUAUGUCGGCAUCACCGACUUCACGGUCUCCUUUCCUACUCUUUUUACUGUCUCUCUGGCUCCUUUUCCAAGAGAAGAGUAUCUGACUUUCUGAUAUUUUAGGUGCCUGAGCAUCCAAAAAUAUAUGGGCUAGACAAAACCCCAUGGAUUCCCUGCCGAUUCCACCCCCCCCCAAAUCAGAACCAGCUCUCAUCGUGCAUUUAAAAGAUGAUUUUGUCUACCCAGUGCUGCUGAUGAGGGAUGUGUAAGCUGUUCCUCAGGGAAUUCUGUGUGGUGUGCAGAGGGAUUCUGGAGGAGGACCAAGGGUGGGAAUGGGCCCGCCUGACUGUACCUCCCACAUGCCCGGUCCAGUACAAGGCAUACAGUGGUGCUCAACACAUAUUUGAUGAAUUAAAAAAAACCUUGUAUGUUUUCCUACUUUUACUCAGAGGCUUUCUUCUUCCAAAGGUACAUGCCAGUCUAAUUUUCAUCAGCCAAGUCUUAUUUUAAGCGCCAUAGGGAAAGAGGCAUUUAAUAUUUAAAGAAAGGUAUAUUUUUAUU
Mustela erminea (ermine) is the source of this 3395-nucleotide messenger RNA. RefSeq names its product cellular communication network factor 4 (gene CCN4). Gene Ontology annotation, biological process: cell adhesion; signal transduction. The transcript has 6 exons. The record is from RefSeq and is a predicted model, not a curated record. Bases 218 to 1327 code for a protein of 369 amino acids. Gene Ontology annotation, cellular component: extracellular region; extracellular matrix. NCBI's taxonomy places the organism in Eukaryota, Metazoa, Chordata, Mammalia, Carnivora, Mustelidae. Gene Ontology annotation, molecular function: integrin binding; heparin binding.